AUGGAUGUUCAUGCGUCGGGCAUCGUGACCACUGAGCGUGACGAUUUGUCACUUACAUAUCGCGUCCUCACCAAAUUGAUGAGACCCUUUCGACCCAAACUGGCAGGCAUACCAACCAAACCGUAUCCGUCCUCCUCACCAAAGCUAGAGCCGCCAAAACUGGGUUACGAUGUCAAAGAACAUCAGCGAUGUGGCGUCUAUAUCUAUGAUAUAAUCACACAGCAUGGCAAGCAGACGCCUAAGCGCCGUCUCUUUUACUUCGCUGGAGGUGGCUUUCAAGGCAUCCCGAGCGACAACCAUUGGAAAUUCUGCGCUGAACUUGCACGCCAGCUCUCGCCCUCAUAUCAGGUCAGCGUCGUUAGUUAUCCGCUCGCGCCACCAUGUCCAGCGCCCAAAUCUCUACCCACUCUUCGCGAGAUGCUGCACGCCCUCAUCAGUGAGGCGCACGAGGCUCACCAGGACGUUUGCCUGAUGGGAGAUUCUUCUGGUGGAAACAUUGCCCUCAGUCUUGGCUUCUGGUGGGCAUCACAAAUGGCUUCCGAGUCUAACUUGCCGCCGCUACAUGCUAUCUUUGCCAUGUCUCCCGCCGUGGAUAUGACGAACGCCAAUCCGGAAAUAUCAGAAAUCGAUAAGGUGGAUCCUCUACUGACUGCAAAGAUGACUGAGGAUGUGGCCAAAACUUGGGUUGCCGAAUGGGAGAGGAAUAAUCCACACGUCUCGCCACUCUACGGCGAUUUCAAAGUCCUCAAGGCCAGCGGCGUCAAAGUCCACGGCUUGAUUGGCACGUACGACGUGCUUGCACCGGACGCGCUCAAGUUCCGCGCCGUCCUGGCAGAGGCUGGAAUUCCUGGAGAGUGGCUGAUUUGGAAGAAGCAGAUGCACUGCUUUCCCCUCGCCUUCAAAUUUCCUAUUCGAGAAUCUAGGCAAGGAAAGGAUUGGGUCGUUGACGUCCUGCGCCGCGACGUCAAAGUCGAAAAGUCAUCAUGA
Molecule: messenger RNA, 987 nt
Organism: Cyphellophora europaea CBS 101466
Lineage: Eukaryota; Fungi; Ascomycota; Eurotiomycetes; Chaetothyriales; Cyphellophoraceae
Exons: 1
Coding region: 1-987 (328 amino acids)
Molecular function (GO): hydrolase activity
Source: RefSeq, a predicted model, not a curated record